Oldenlandia corymbosa var. corymbosa is the source of this 597-nucleotide messenger RNA. Lineage: Eukaryota; Viridiplantae; Streptophyta; Magnoliopsida; Gentianales; Rubiaceae. The record is from the annotation of a GenBank genome assembly.
AUGGUUGUGAUUCCAAUUUUUGUCACUGGGGGCGUUGGAGGAGUCCACAGGCAUGGAGAAAACACAAUGGAUGUUUCUUCGGAUCUCACUGAGCUUAGAAGGACUCCAGUAGUUGUAGUAUCUGCUGGUGUCAAAUUGAUUUUAGAUAUUCCAAGAACCCUUGAGUAUCUGAAAACUCAAGGGGUUUGUGUUGCAGCAUACAAGACAGACGAAUUUCCUACCUUCUUCACUCCAAUUAGUGGAUGUAAGACUCCUUGUCGAAUUGAUACCCCCAAAGAUUGUACUCGACUAAUUGAUGGGAACUUGAAACUGAAUCUCCAGUCAGGAAUACUUAUAGCGGUUCCUAUUCCACAAGAGCAUUCAGCUUCGGGAAACAUGAUCGAGUCAGCGAUCCAGCAAGCUAUGCGAGAAUGUAGGGAGCGGCGAGUAACUGGAAGUGCCAAAACUCCUUUCUUGCUUGCUAGAGUCAAUGAGCUUACUAGAGGAGCAUCUCUGUCUGCCAAUAUUGUGCUUGUGAAGAAUAAUGCAGUGAUUGGUGCUCAAGCUGCUAUUGCACUUGCGGAACUCCGUAGAGCCACAGGGGCUGAUUCAUGUUAA